AUGCCCAAACAACGGAAAAUUAAGCUGAAACCGGGAGAGCUCACCAGAAUUAAUCGAGCAUUGCAAAAUCCAGCAAUUCAAGUUGAUGUCAGGUAAAACAAAUGUUUUAUGGAAAAAUCUAGAAAAGUUCUAAAAAAAAUUAUCUCCCCAAAAUAUUUACCUAAGACUUCAGACCUUCUAAUUAUUUUUCAUAGCGAACAUCGCUUUACUCAUCUUUUCUUUUUCACUCGUCCCAACAACAAUAAAAGAGGCGCAUUCUCAGUGCUCAGCGCUGUUUGCCCAGUGGCCGACCGGCGUGUUGUAUUCCCCUUUAUUACACCCACACCCACCAUCUGUUCGAAUACAACAAUCCGUUUCGUCCGCUGGGUGCGCAGAGUUUAUCCGCGCAUGUCGAUUUACGCAGCUGUUUUGUUCGUCUAAUUCGCUCAAAAAAACCAAUAUAAUGCACUAUUCGCACUGUUAAAAAACAAAAUGAUGACUCUCGAUAGGAAAAAUUCGCUGCAUACGAGGAACGCCGACAACAACCGGCCGUUUGUGAAGUUACGGAGCAAGUGAGUGAAAAUUUCCAUGUUUCCACAAUUUUUCAAUCAAUUUUUCAGGAUGUCUGCCGCGGAUCUUCGCAGAAAUCCAAAUAACAUCUUGGUGUUGAGCCAAUUGCCAACCGAAGGGAACGGACAAGACGUGGACCCUGCGUUGGCAAAGAAGGUAAUCAAUAAGUGUUACACCCACAUAUCUGACAUCUUCUUUCUAUUGCAGGAGGAUUUCACGGAGCCGGUACCUCCAACUGACGUGGAAGGACUCUUGGAACAACGCAGAACCUGCCUUCUUUACUCGAUCUCGUCUCCAAAGUCUUCCAAGUCGUGAGUUUUGAUCUGAGAGGCUGCCAGACCAGGAAAACGUUUCAGAAUUGUCGAGUACGUGUCAGACGACGUGGAAGUGAAGACUAUUCGUCAAGACGGGCUCUUCAAUUAUAACUACACAACAGUCCCCAGGUACGAGUCAGGAACCUUAUUUCAGAAACCUUUUUCCACAUAACUUGCUUACAGAAUUAGAAACAAUGUCCGUGACAUCUGUGCGUUCUACAGUGAUGAUUUCUCAGUCAUCAAUAGAAAGUGGGUUUGGUUCAAAAAGUUCUAUGAAACUAUGUACUCUACUUUCAGAAACGCACAAUUUGGAACCGAAUCCACCAAAGAACGCUGGGACAUGGAGAAAUUGACCGCCCUUCGUUAUUUCCGUCCACAGAUGUUCAAUAACGGAAUUCGAGUCGUGUAUAGAGAUCCGAGCACGGUUUCUAUGGAUGACACAAUUAUCGAGAUCACUGAUCCGAAAAAGUCCGCAUCCGAACAGUUUCAUGGUUUGCGAAGGCCAAUGUAACGCUACGGCAAACUAAAAUUGCAGUUUCAUCGCUGAAGAAGUCUGCCAUCGACAAGAACACCCUGCUCUACUCUAUGCUCGCCAAAAACCGUAUUAAUCAUUUCAUGAACUGCAUCAAUGUAGAGGAGAAACCGUGGAAGUGGGAGAAGAGAGGAGUUCCGAGCAUUCCAGAACCAGAAGAAUCACCGAAACUUUUUGUCAAAGUGGAAAAGGUAAUAGAAAAAGAUGAAUAGAAUUUCACUAGAGCUCUCUGUAUUUAGGCCAGUGUCACUCCGUUCAUCGAACCGCUCUUUGUGUCGAUGGCAAUCUACGACCUCUACGCAAAACAGAAAGUCACUGAGUCGGUGUACUUCAACAUUGUUGAUGAUGACAAGAUGGACAUGCUCGGAGCUAAUCAGCCCAACUUCAUCAACAAGUACAUAAAAUCCGGUGUGACACUCUUGUGACCCAAUUUUCUUUCAGAAACUUACAAGCGCUGUUCAACAUCACAGGCAACUUGUCGGACAUGUUUCUGGUCGUCAAAGUUGACAAAGUGCUUCAACAAGUGGAUGUGUUCAGUGGAAGCGAGCCGUACACAGGAACUAAAGAUGAGAAGUAUCUGGAGAAGAUGAGAGUGACGGCGGAGUAUUUCUGCCAGAAACUUGGUAACAAUCGCUAGUUGACUUUCCAAAAAACUCAACACUUUGCACUUCAGGUUCCUACCGGACUCCUCUCGGAUUCCAAGUGAUCGACCUUCAACGCAUCUCCUGCUCCACUGUCAACUCCCAGGGUUCGGAUAAAAAGACGGAUACGAUGACCGCCUCACAGUGUACCGUCAACACUGGUAUUGUGCUAACGCGUAAGUUCCUAUUUGAAAUUUUGGUACUAAUACCCGGGCCGACCAACGAGAAGUGACAACAAGUGGUUUUGUUUCAGCUGCCGGACAAAUACCGGAGGACCGCGUCAGUAUCACGAGUGCGGACAGAUCAUCGGUGUCAUCCGUGCAAAAUGCUCUUCGUCGGAUGGGCAGCGCGACUUCCACGUCAGCCAUGUUCAAAAUUGUACGCACGCCGUUGACAAAAAGGAAAUUUGCAAACGGUGAGCACGUUUGCUUCUCACUCAAAUUCACACAGACAUAUUCAGCCGACGCAGUCUUGCCUGCCAGUAAGGAUAUUCGUGAAUCUCUAGACGAAAUGCCGUCCUGCAAUGUGAACAUCAGCACGUUUUUCCGAUUGGAGAAUGACAAGACAUCGGAAGAUGAAAUUUACAAAGUUUGUCAAGAAAGUCGCAGAAAUCACGGAAAAGUGAACAGAAAGGUGUUCAAUCUUGAAUUGGAGUUGACAAUAUCGGGUACACGAUAUCUUGAAAAUGACAAAGCUGAACGAAUUCCUUUAGGUUCCCACAAAAGCAAAGAGUAUAGACAGCACGGAAGCGAUUUGACCCUCAGCAAAGACAUUGCCAUCCACGAGGCGGUUGAGAUUGCGAAAUAUAAGCACACUUUGAACAAGUCGUACAAGAACAUGUUGUUCAUCUAUCCGAAAGAAAUUGCCCUUUCAAACAAAAUUGAAAAGGGUAGAAACCUGAUGAUCAAAGUAUGAACAACUGUAAAUUUUGACGUGUUCAUCAAAAUGUUUUAGAUGGAAGUUCUUAACAAAAACGGAGAAGCGCAAGCGGUAUUCGUGGAGCAAGGCGGUACGGCAAAUCUGCUGAAAUCGGUCAAAACGUCUGUUCUCUACCACAGCAAGUAAGAUUUGUCGUAGAGAGUGCUCAUAAAACGUUCAAACUUUCCAGAAAUCCACAUUUCACCGACGAAAUCAAGGUUAUGCUGCCAUGCGACUUGCGUCCAGGCCAUCAUGUUCUUCUCACAAUCUUCCACGUUCCUUGCAAAGAUGGAAAGUUCACAGAAACUGUUGUGGGAUACACAGUAAGUUGCAAUUUAAAAUGCUCCUUAUAUUUAACAUCACCAUCUUCAGUGGAUGCCUCUCAUCCAAAGCGGAUCGCUUUUGAGCGGCGACUUACAGUUGCCGGUCGUGUUCCGAAAACCGAGGGACAUCUUACCAAGCUACGGAUUGUAUUACCCUCACAACUCAAUUGCACAUGAGGAAUUUAACAAUUCAUUUGUGUACUGCUCAGCGAGAGUGAUUACGACUGUUCAUCCUCAAGAUGGUCAUCUGAUUGAAUUCUUGAACGGAGUCGCGAGUCUGAGUUUGUAUCACAAAUUGCCAAUUAUCGAAGAAAAACUGAUAAAGGCAAUCAAUGUGAGACAAUUUGCAGAGAAACCGAAUCUGUUUUCCUUUCUUUUCAGAAUCUCCUAAUGGCCGAGCCGGCUAAGCUCAUCGAAUUUGCUCAUUUCAUCCUAAGCCGCCUCCUCUUUCUGAUCGCGAAUCCACCGUACACGGAUGUGUUGUCGAUGAAAGCAUUCGAGUGCCUAUGUAACGUUUUCAAAGUCUUCUCGAAAAUGCUGGAUUCGGACAUCGAUUUGCACAACCGCAGCAUGAUUCUGGCUUCGUUUAUCAAGUAUCGCAAGAUUGCAGCGCAAGGUGAGAGAAAUAAUAAGAAUCCGUGUCUUACAAGUUGUUUCAGAAUCGAAGCCGCAUUCCAGUCUCCGCAAUAAAACGAAGCAAAUUGAUGGUGAUCAGAGGUUGAACACCAGUGACAACACUCUUUUGAACAGUGUGAUUGAACACGUGGAACGAACUCCGUCUUCCACAAAUGUUACCGUCACAAAUGUGAGACUUCAUGAGAGCAUUCUCGAGAUUUGGCUGCGGGCGAGUGGAAAUGUGAGAGAAGACGCGAUAGUUCACUGUUGGUUCUUCUUGGAAGUCUUGGUGAGUUGAAAACCCACUACUUUUCUCAUCGCCAGAGUAUGUGUGUUCAGUUGAAAUCCUGCUCGGAGCACUUGACUAUGACCGGACGAAUUCAUUCAUCGCGAAAAACUCGAUUUGAAGAAGGAUUCCUGAAGAAUGUGGAAACGCUUGUCGCUCUUCUCGCUCAAGAAGUUUGCAAUCGUGUCGAGAAGGAAUUCGAGAACGCCAGACAAAUUUCGAACUCCCUCGGAUACUUCUUGAGGGAUUGCUUCUCUAUCAUGGAUCGGACAUUUGUGAUGAAACUGAUUCACACGUAUGCGGCUGCGUUGUCAGAGAAAUCAAAGUGAGUGCUGUGCCGCGGUUCUGCGUAAUCUUGCUGUUUUCAGAUCGUUGAAAGAGCAGUCGAAUUGCAAUAAACUACUGUCCAUCAAGAUUGAGUUCGUAAGAGUCGUCUGUUCUUAUGAACACUACCUGAUUGUGAACAUUCUGACUGAUGUGGAGCCGCCAGUCGAAGGUGCGCCCACAGGGGCCACCCCUCCCCUGUCCUCCCUGGUCGGAAGCAGACACAAAAAGUAAUUGAGCCCGAUAUCAAUUGAAUCAAAACUAUGUAUUUUUAUUUCAGGAACACAGCUGCAAGCUGGAUUCUGACUGACACUUCGAGAUCAACGCAUUACCUCUCUGGCCUGGUGCUAACCAAUGUUAACGACGCGAUCACAUCCGGAAGCGCUAUAAUCUGCGCAAAGUAUGUUGAAAACAAAAACAAGCUCGACGCCGCCUGAAGCAAAUAUCAACAUCUUAGAAAUCGCAACGAUGACAACAAUUUUUCACAUUUUCAGAGCAAUCGAAACACUUAAAGAGCUACUACAAUCGCACGAAUUGGACAGCCGAAUUGCUGACGGAGAGUCUGCUGCGCAAGUGGCGAACAUCUACAAGCCAUUCGUUGGAAUCGUGCUCGACAACAUGGAUUGUCUUUUCUCGGAUCCUAUGCGAAACUCCGUCGACGUUGCAUCCAUCGUCUCCGCCGAGCAGGCGGCGAAACAAGAAGUCAAACUGCAAAUGGACUUGUCCACGACCAAAAAGGCGUUAUGCUGCAUGUACUGGGUGCUCAACCACAUCUACCGUACGGAUUUACAAGACUGGCUGAGAGCAUUCGACGAGCAACACAUGUUGAAGUUACUGUAUCUCCUUCAAUACACAAUGUCAACUUUUGAGAUAAAGGACGAACGAGACGUAGUUUCCAAGGUUUGUAAAGUGUCGAAUGUAAUUGAAGACAAUUUCCAAAUAUUCAGUGCUCUUCCGACAGGACAUCUCUCACUAAACUCGAUGAGGAACCAGAAGCAGGGGAGGUCAAGUGGAGACCUGUCAGUGUGGAUACGCAGCCCGGAUAUCUUUUAUCCGCAUUCGAACCGAUAUCUUGUGAUGCCGCCGUCUCUUGUGAGGUGUUCAUGUGCGUUGUCGAGAUAAUCGAUCACAUCAUCGAGUUGUCCAUCGAAUCUAAGAAUCCUCAAUUUCCAAUUUUGAGAAAUGUGCUCUUCAUAAUUGUAAGUUAUUUGAAUACCACAAAUUUGCAGACUUGCAGACGGCCGAUUUGUGCCAAUCGUGAAAUUCUCCGGCCGGUCGCGGCAAGCACCAACGUGGUCCAAAAUUUUGUAUGAAAGUGGCAAAUCGCAACGAUCGCAACACUGACACUCAUUUUUUUCAACUUUACCGCACGCGUUUCUAUAUUUUUCUCGAAAAAAUUGAUUCAAAGUGAAGCAUCCGGGCCGAGCCGGACUAGCUUCAUGCAUAUUGAAAAUUUGGAGAAAAGCACAAUCUUGUUCAGAUGCACGGACUCUCCUGCAACGUCUCCGACCAAGCCCUCGAAGUGCUUUUUGCUGUUCAACAGAGCUUUUUCACAAAGUUCCCCGCGAUGAUUCUGAAUCAAAAGCCGGAUUUAUGUAAAGAACUCUUGCUAAAGAUUCUGCGUCAUUGCUCUACGACGAAACUGGAGAGCGUUAGAACGAUGGCGAGCAUCAGCUUGUACCAUUAUCUUCGAGAAAACUUUAAACGCUAUAAGAAUCUGACUAGAGCCCGCGCGUUUCUGUCAACUGCGCUGUCCGAAGUUCUUUCCAGUCUUUCUGACGACAAGUUCAAUGUCAACGACGAGCUUAUGGUCAAAAGUCUGGAGGUUCGCUACUUUCUUUUGCUCAUUCCCAUGAAAUUGAUUCAGAUUGUCAACCGGCUUGCCGCCGAAGACGACACGUUUGAAACAGGAACUCGAACGACAUUAACGAAACAAGUGAAAGAACUGAACGCAAUCAUGAAGAAAAUCAUGCAGAGCACGGUGCGUUUGCGGGAACACGUCGGCGACUACGAGAUGUCAGUAGAUUUGAUGUGUCUUCUGGUGGAAGGCUACUCUAACAACCCGGACCUCAGGUAAUCAUUAUCAAAUGAGCAUUUUAAAAUGUCACAAAUAUUUCAUUUCAGACUCACGUGGCUGAUGCACAUUGCAAAGACUCACGAGGGAAGAAAUAUGCCUUGUGAAGCAGCCCACACAUAUAUUCAGGCUUGUGCUCUUUUCUUUGAGUAUCAAGACCAGCAGAAAAAAAGCAUAUUUGGGUCAAAGGGCGGAGCCAUACUUUCCCAAAUUACUUCGAACGCAAUAAAAGAAUCCAUCGCGAAUUUUGAUUCGCUCAGAGAGUGAGUAUGAAGCGGUCUUAUUUGACUGGUUAUUCAAAACAAUCUUGUUUUCAGUGAAGAGACCGGUCAAAUCCAGUCGCACCAGUUCUCAGAAAAUAGUUUUCUUGAAAUUCUAAAUAAAUCUUUCGAUUACCUGGAAGAGGCUAAACUGUAUGAGGUCAUGUACGAUUUUUCGCAGGUGAGUACGGUGCAGGUUUGUUCAUUACUCAACCAUCAUCAUUGCAGAUACUUAUCGAAUAUUAUUACAAGAAAAACAUUAUGGGGAAAGUAGAGGGCAUCUUCGCACGUGUGACCAACGCUAUGGGUCAAAUGAAAGAGGGCGAUCCAUUCUACGAGAGUCAAUCGGACGCCUGGAUGUCGCCGAUGCCAGGAAUCGAGAAACGCUGCUUUGGCGUCUACUUUCGUGUAGCGUUUUUUGGAAAUUUGUUUCAAAGUCUGAAUAACCAAGAAUAUGUGUACAAAGUAAGCAACAGAAACUUUGCAGUUUAAUCGAUCAACUUUUCAGGAGCCAGCGUUUGCAAAAUUGCAUGAGGUGGCGGGCAGAUUAGAAGGGUUCUACACAAAAAUGUUUGGUGAAGACAAGCUGAUCAUAUUAAAAGAUUCCAAAGAAGUGGACAUUAGCACGUUGAAGCCUGACAAAGCAUACGUCCAAAUUACGUUUGUUGACGUCUUCUUGUCCAAUGACGAGAAGAUGGAACGUCAAAAGCACUUCGAGAGACGGAACAACGUCAAUCGAUUUUAUUUCGAAACACCGUACACCAGACAGGGCGAGGCCCGAGGAGAUAUCGCAUCGCAGUGCAAAAAGAGAACUAUUUUGACUGUCGAAAAUUUGUGAGUCUCCCACUAACUAUUCCAAACAAUUCUGCUUUUCUUACAGCUUCCCCUACAUAAAAACGCGUCUCCCGGUGAUCAGCCAAACCGUCGUGGACCUAUCCCCGAUUGAAGUCGCCAUCGAUGAUAUUGACAAGAAGACUUGUGAGCUGGCAGCGGCUAUCAUGCGCAAAAACGUGAAAAUUCUGACGAUGCUGGUGCAAGGCGCGAUGGGAACGACCGUGAAUCAGGGUCCAUUGCAAGUAGGCUAAUUAACACGUAAAGUUGUAUCGUUCCGCCAAUUAUGAGCAAAGUUUUUGUAAUAUUUUCAAUUUUAUGGAAAUUUUCCGACAAAAUCAAGGCUUGCUGGACCGGGCCCGUUGUUCCUCACAAGUUUGUUUUUGUUUCAGAUUGCAAAUGUGUUCCUCAUGGAGCCAAUGACGAAUGAGCGAGGCCGACCGAUCGAUCCUCUGCAAAACCGAUUGCGCCUCUCGUUUAUCCAUCUACAGAGCCGAGUUCGGGAAGCCAUUGAGCUUUUGCGCAAGUUGGUCGGAGAGGAGCAUAAAGAUUAUCAAGAGAGUAUGGAGAGUAAUUUUGAAACAUUUGUGACCGAGCUGAAGCCAAAACUGUCUAGACCCAAAGAUGAUAUCACAAUUUCCGAAUUCGGUGAUCCGACGAUUGUAUAAAAAGAAAAAACUAUCCCUUCCUUCCCCGCCCCUCUCUCAAUUAACCUCUCUUUCACUUUAAGCUUUAUGUUGUACGACUUUACCACCAACCACCACACAAAAAUCUCGUUUCUCGUUUUUUUUUCUUCCUUCAUUGUAAAAUUCGGAUCCACACAUGAUACUUGUAUUUGCCGCCCAUCCCAACUGUAAGAACAUUUGUUUGUCAGAAUGAAAAAGCGUUUAUGAUUGAUCAAAAUGAUGUGGAAAGUCACACGCACACACACACACACAAACUGCCUUGUUGGAAGACGGUGGUGUGGUGUGAUAAACUUUUACGAGCGCCUCCUGUGCCCGUGGCGCUCUAGUCACAUGCUCGCUCCGAUUGACGUUCUCCUGUUUGUUUGCACUUUGCCUUGCCUUAAACCUUUUUCUGAUAAUGUUACAUCAAACCCGGACACACAAAUAAUCCCGUCCCGUGUUCCUGGAUCGUCCAACGAACACCUGUGACUCGGAUUUUGUUUGCUCCUCACCAACAAACACCCCCGAGAUUUUCUCUCUUCGGCUUUUUGAGCUGAUUGAGAAGAGCAACCUUAUGAAUCAGUUGUCAGGUGUACUUCUCUUGUUAUGCUCCGCAUUUUUCAUCUUGAAACGUUUCUCUGAGCGGUGAGAACGUGAAAAACGGGUGAACACAUGACAGGAUCCCUUUUUGCAAGUUGCGGUGCUUCCUCUUUUUCUCCAGAUUUUCUUCUCUUCCACGUCCCGCAAAUUGUCUUCUUAUCAGUGGCUGAUGUGCCCGGUGCCCCGCGUUUUACUUUACACAAGACAAAACGAAAAGAACGGGAUUUUUUGUGCGAGAAACGUUUCGUUUGAAACCCGAAGCCAUCCUUCUAGGCUUCUCCGUCUUUUUCUAUAUCACCUUCUCUUUUCGUUUUCUGCUUUCUUUGCGACUCAAAAAUCACGAUUGAUAUGAAGCGGGGUAUUGAAAGACUGACAAGAAUAGAAUAGGUUCGCUUUCUCCUUCUCCAUUAUCAGUGCGCAGUAUUUUGUUUACGCUCCGGCCAACAUCUGAUUGUUUCUUUUUGUCCCAACGACCUUUCCUUUGUCCUUCUCCGAUUAAUUCCUCCCUUGCACUUCCCGAUUAGAACGCUGUGAAUGAAUCAUUGCAACAUUUCUCCCAGCCGACACGCCCACUUCCUCCCCCCGAGACGCACUGGUCUCGACUGGAAAACUUUUUCGAAAUCGAAAUCAAAAUCGUCUGAUCGCCUCCUUGAACUUUCUGAUGUAAACGCACCUCGCUCUGCCAAAUAAUUUCUGCAAAAGUGUUGUUUUCGCCCGUAUCACUCCCAUGACCAACAAGUUUCGUGCGCAUUCCCUGUCGGCGCACUUGAAAGUUCUCUCCGCUUAUUGCCGCCAAAAAAAAAAUCCGAAACCGAAGCCGUCGCUCUCUUUGAGAGAGUGAUACUAUUGAAAAAACAGUGUCAUGCGAUAAAAUCUCACCGCCGGCGUCGACCCCAGGCCCUCGGCCGUCGAUGACCUUCUUCCUCCUUCAGUGGCGAGCGCUCACGGCCAGACUCACACUCUUCGAUUGCGCGUGCGUAGUGGGCGCUCGUUCACCUUAUUGCGAGCGUGCGGCGCACGCAGAAACAAGCGCGAAAUUUUAGCAUUCGUGGUGGCGGCCCCCCCCGCUUUGCCCGGCCGGCCCGAUCAUCGACGACGGCGAUCGACGCAGGCCACGUUGAUGCAUGUGAAAAUCAAUGUUAUUUCCGUUUUUCUCUCGGUUUCUAUCAAUAUCGUAUUUGGGCCCCGCGGGUUGCUGCUUGCCACCUCCCUUUCUUCCUUUCUCUCGAUCGACUCCACUUCUCCUUGUUAUUUCGAUUUCUACAACCCCCUCCCCUCCUCUUCUUUCUCGAUUGACCGUGUUAUCAUUUCAUUUCUGCCAUCCGAACUCUACUAACUCUGCUGCUUUCAGGGGGAAUGGCGGAUAUUGCGACCAAAAUCCCAGAUGCAAGUAGGUUCCCUUUCGCGGCAGAGUGCCCAUCGAUCUGCCGGGUGUCUCAUCGCUCACUAUUUCAGACUGGGUUCGUCUCGAAAUUGAGCCUGUCCAAGUGAGUCAUGACGGCGACACCACGCUGAACUUCGCCACUGUCCAAUCGGUGGUCCCAGGCGCUCACGGACUCUACUAUCGAGAUGAGGGCGAGAGAAAAGCUCUUCUGUAAGUGAAGUGUUGUCCUUGAUAGUGUCAACAGUGAUACUCAUCACAAUAAACGGUUCGAUGCAUUACUAAUUCGUCCUGGGCAGGCGCGUCGCUUUGUUUUCCGUGCGCACUACAACAAUCGAAUCGGGCGCUCGCGUGUUCUGUUCGAUCAAAAACCUCUCUAUCCUUCGCAAACGUGAAAAUCUUUUUCUUUCACCGCCAGGUUGAAAUACGACGUGUCUAAUCGAAUGUGAUAGGUCAAUGUAAACAAUUUUUCCAAAAUUAGUUGGCAACGAUAAUCCCAACCGGUUUCGCGCAUGUACAUGAUUAGUGAUAAAUGACACGGGACUGUCUCGGCUAUCCUUCAAUGUUUAUACUUUUAAGGUUUGACAACAACACCGGAAAAGUGUACCCGCCGCCGAAUGGAUGGGAAUCGGUGCCGAUUUACAUUCACUUGGGUAAUAGAACAGAAUCAUCAAUCUUUUUCCGCACUUGGAUGCGAGAACCAUAAAUUUUGGACAGUGUCUAAUUCAAUUCGUCCCCAUCUUGCAGCACACGGAUCACGCCACGGAACCCACUUCGCCGACUACUCAAAGGCCAACGACGCGUUCGAAAGAAACAUUUCGGCUGUUCAAAAGCUUUUCGGUAAUUGUUUUUGACACAGAUACGUGGCUACAAGGACGCUGCUGAACUCCCGGGGCGCGCGCGACGAGCGGCUGUGUAAACUUGCAAAGUAUCGAGAACGUUUCUCUGUUCGCAUUUGUGACGGACGACUGACAUUUUGACAUUGUGUUGAGAUUACAGCAAGAGAAAUGAUUUUCAGCUGCGGCGGGACUCGGAGGCAAAACGAGCAAGGUGUACGCGACAGGAAAGACUCGUGCUCGAAGCACAUCCAAGAAGAAUCAGCCGAGAAGUCAGUUUGACGCGCAGCCAGAAAACGUGAACAUCAGCGAGGAAAGCGAAGGCAGGGACUCCGAGAAGGAGAAGACCGACAAGCAAGUGGAGAAGCUGAAGAACAGAAAUGACGAACUUAAGAUUAGGUCAGAAUUAUUGGGGUGCAAAUUUUGUCGAAGUUGUUAAGUUUCAGAGUUAAAGAGUACAAAUCGGAUCUCUCAACUGCUCAGCUUAAGAUUAAGAAUCUUGAGAAAGAGCUGGAGGCCGUGAAAUCCUCCUCUUACUUCGAUGAGUCUGGAGAAAAGUUCGUCCGCAUCGACUCCGAGUUGGACGAGAAGAGAUCGCAGGAUCAAGACGAGGAGAUCAAGUAAGAAAUAGCUGAGACUUCCCAACCCGUGCCACCUAAGAAUUUCCAGCAAUCUGCACAACGUGAUCGAGGAGCUGCGCACCAAGCUCGCUUUCGUCGAGAGCGGCAAGAAGGAGCUUGAGAGUAAGUUCUCGGAGAACCAGGAGUACCUGAAGAACGCCAAGGACAAGGUCAGCUAUCUGGAGAAUCAGCUGAACUCGGACGCCCACGAGGAAGUGAAGAGCACUGCCGUCCGUGCUCUCGAGGUCAAGCUCACGCUGGCCAACAACUCGUUCCGCCAGGUGGAGGCCGAGAAGCAGAAGCUGCAGGAGGCCAACUGGUACGCCAACGAACGUCUGAGCAAACUGGAGCAGGAGAACGGAUACUUGAAGGGCAUUACCGAGCAGUUGAAGUAAAAACUUGACCUUUCACUUCAAACGGCAAUACUUUGCUUUCAGGGCUCGCGCGGACACCUCGCAUUCGGAGAAAUUGCUCAAAGAAAGCGAGAAGCGUGUGUGGGAGAUCAACGAGGAGAAGAGCAAGCUCGAGUGGCGACUCGGCGAGCUCUCACAGUGGUGGAACGACGCGAAAUGGAAAAUUGGAGAGCUGGAAUCCUCCGUGGCGCAACAGAGAAAUUUGCUGGACACGGCAAACGUGAAGAUUCAAUGUCUUAACGAUCAGUAAGUGGUUUUGCCCUCGUAAAGCACCAGCACAUGCACAUAAUUCUUUCCAAAUCGCACAUUUGUUCAGGUUAAUACAGGAAGUGAGGUGAGAGGUUCAUGUAGUGUGUCUGUUGAAUGUAGAGGACACUUACCUCUUGUCAGCUGCAAAUGUCGUCUCAAGAUGUGCAUACUAACCAUGACACCCGAGAGUUACUAUCUCACAUUUCGGCUUUCAUUCUUCGGUUUUUGCAUACAAGAACUCAAAAUUUCAUUUUCAGGAGCAACUCCAGCACUUUUUCCAUUCCAACCGACGGAUUCACCAUUAGCCAGAGCAACCAGGGAACUUGGCAACUUGCAAAGUAAGUCAGAACGCAGAUAUUCUCUCAAAUAGUAUUUAUUUUCAGCGGAACUGCUCAGCCCUGCUUCACUGGAGCCAUCCCAUCGAUCCCACUCGUUCCAACUUUCGCCGGAGCCAACCCAUUCCUUUUCGGAGCUUCUAAUGACGGCAGAAAUGUCACCUUGACUAUUGGCGACCAAGAACAAGACGUGUAUUUGACGGUAGCCAGCUUACGGUCCUGUUGUUGACACUUUCACAACGUUUCAGGGCUCGUUCAUCAACUGGAAGUGCACUCUCAAGUGCGAGAAGUUGGUCAGCGGAAAGAAGGGAGUUACUGUUAACCUGACGCGUGGAAGGUAGCGGAACAUUUGAAAAUAUUUUGCUCAAGGUGUUAGUAUUUGCAGACACGAGUUCCGCUUCAUGAUCAACGGCGAGUGGGCGACGUCGAACGACUACCAACAGGUGCCCAACGGCUUGGGCGGACAGAACAACAUCAUUUUCGUCGAAUAA
This is a messenger RNA of Caenorhabditis sp. 36 PRJEB53466, 13257 nucleotides long. NCBI's taxonomy places the organism in Eukaryota, Metazoa, Nematoda, Chromadorea, Rhabditida, Rhabditidae. The record is from the annotation of a GenBank genome assembly.